GGCCAGCCACGGCGGCAAGUACUCGCGGGAGAAGAACCAGCCCGAGCCACCCCCAAAGCGCGAACCCGGGGAGGAGUUCCGCAUGGAGAAGCUCAAACAGCUGUGGGAGAAGGCCCAGCGGCUUCAUCUUUCUCCUGUGAAGCUGGCCGAGCUCCAUGCUGACCUGAAGAUACAAGAGAGGGAUGAGCUCAACUGGAAGAAACUGAAGGUCGAAGGCUUAGAUGAAGAUGGGGAAAAGGAAGCAAAACUUAUACGCAAUCUCAACGUCAUCUUGGCCAAGUACGGCCUGGCCGGGAAGAAGGAGGCACAGAUGGUGAACAGCAACGCGAUCGGUGACGGUGACCAGGAAGACGAGCUGGGCGAUCCCAGGCUGGAGAAGUUGUGGCACAAGGCAAAGACCUCUGGGAAAUUCUCCAGUGAAGAAUUGGACAAGCUCUGGCGGGAGUUUUUGCAUCACAAAGACAAAGUGCACGAGUAUAACGUCCUACUAGACACCCUGAGCAGGACUGAAGAAAUCCACGAGAACGUCAUCAGCCCCUCGGACCUGAGCCACAUCAAGGGCGAGGUGCUGCUCAGCCGACACGCCGAGCUGAAGGACAAACUGAGAAGCAUCAACCAGGGCCUGGACCGUCUGCGGAAAGUCAGCCACCAGGGCUACAGCUCAGAGGCCGAGUUCGAGGAGCCCCGAGUGAUUGACCUGUGGGACCUGGCCCAGGCAGCCAACCUCACCAAGAAGGAGCUGGAGUUGUUUCGGGAGGAGCUUAAGCACUUCGAAGCCAAAAUUGAGAAGCACAAUCACUACCAGAAGCAGCUGGAGAUCUCUCACCAGAAGCUGAAGCACGUGGAGAGCCUCGGCGACCGCGAGCACAUCAGCCGCAACAAGGAGAAGUACGCCCUGCUGGAGGAGAAGACCAAGGAGCUGGGCUACAAGGUAAAGAAGCAUUUGCAGGAUCUUUCCAGCAGAAUCUCGAGAGCUCGGCACAAUGAACUCUGACGGCCUCCAGGGAGCCCAGUCCUGCGGAGAAGGGCGGAGCGGAGGGCCUGGGGACUCUCCCGUAGCCAGGUCCGAGGGCUUUGGCAGUGCCACUUACAUGACAGACCCUCGGGGAAGGUGGCAGGGCCAGAAGAGUAGCUUCAAUGACUGCGGAGCUGCUGCCGUGCCCGAGGGAGGGCUGGCGUGUUCGUGUCUCAGAGCCGUGAGUUGACAUGAGCUGGGUCCCAUCUCUGGUCGACAGGGGCUUCUUUCCAGCAAACCUGGUCUGACAGUCCCGUGUGCCAGGACAGGACAGUGUGUGUCGAAAUCUUUGAAAUAUUACUUAGAGGUCUUUAAAAAUACAUUGCCGUAUUUAAGCCGCGUGA
Messenger RNA from Tupaia belangeri chinensis (Chinese tree shrew), 1359 nucleotides. RefSeq names its product LDL receptor related protein associated protein 1 (gene LRPAP1). Gene Ontology annotation, biological process: negative regulation of receptor internalization; negative regulation of very-low-density lipoprotein particle clearance. The record is from RefSeq and is a predicted model, not a curated record. Lineage: Eukaryota; Metazoa; Chordata; Mammalia; Scandentia; Tupaiidae. Gene Ontology annotation, cellular component: plasma membrane; endoplasmic reticulum-Golgi intermediate compartment; endoplasmic reticulum. Gene Ontology annotation, molecular function: heparin binding; very-low-density lipoprotein particle receptor binding; receptor antagonist activity.